Arachis stenosperma is the source of this 417-nucleotide messenger RNA. RefSeq lists its product as uncharacterized. NCBI's taxonomy places the organism in Eukaryota, Viridiplantae, Streptophyta, Magnoliopsida, Fabales, Fabaceae. The transcript has 2 exons. The record is from RefSeq and is a predicted model, not a curated record. Bases 1 to 417 code for a protein of 138 amino acids.
AUGGCAAUCCCAACGACUAUUCCCACUUGCCGGCCGCCAAUGGCUGGCUAUCCUAACUUGCCCAACAGCCAUGGCAACGGGCCCGUUGAAAACGGCUAUCCCAACGGCAAUGCCAAUGCCAAUAUUAGCAGCAGUAGCGGCAGCGACGGAGGCGACAGCAGCCUCGACAGCAGCAACAAUAUUGACAAUUGGGACAACAGCGACCGCAGAGGGGGAAACAUUGAAAAUGAUGGCACUGACGUAGACAUCGUCGACAUUGACACCAACAGCGAAACCAUCAAUGGAGACAUUGGCAGAGACGGCAAAAGCAGCAACGUCAACGAGAAAAGUGACGGAGGCGAUGAGGAAGGCAACAGCCAAGAUGAGAAAAGUUAUGACGAUCAUGAGGAAAGCGAUGACCACGUUGAUAAACCUUAA